Sander lucioperca (pikeperch) is the source of this 5293-nucleotide messenger RNA. It is a transcript of the gene ttc9b, whose product is annotated as tetratricopeptide repeat domain 9B. The record is from RefSeq and is a predicted model, not a curated record. Lineage: Eukaryota; Metazoa; Chordata; Actinopteri; Perciformes; Percidae. Gene Ontology annotation, molecular function: protein binding. The transcript is spliced from 3 exons. Bases 439 to 1173 code for a protein of 244 amino acids.
CGAUAGUAUCAUUUUUGUACGUUUCCUCGGUUUUGCCUUGUAAAAUCUGGACUGCAGCAACGCCUCACGACUUGUCUUUUUUUUUCUCCCACGAUGCUGUGCGGCAGGGGUUGUCUUGUGUGUGCGCUGUUUGUGGUGCUGAAGCUGCGCGUGCCUCGGAGGUUGCUACCAUAGAAAUCCACUCGAGCAUCCUUCCGCGAGAGGACCAGAACGAGGAAUCAUUUGUUUUCGACGAUUGGGAAAUAAUAUGUUUCUGCCAGCUGUUUAAGCCUUGUUUAUCUUUUUAUAACAUCAGUCAGCCUAGAUUUAUUCUUUAAGCACAAGUUAAGAAAGCGUAGACGUUUCUGAAACCGUUUUCUUGGCUGUUUUUCGAGGCUCGUCUUCUCUCCGGUGCCGCCGCCUGCCCAGCAGUCUUUGCCGCUUCAUCUCACAUCCUUUAUGCACAGCACGCUGCUCCGGUCCUCCCCAACAAAUCACACAUUCGAGUCCGAGCACCAUGGCCCGCUCCCGGCGCUUUCACUAAGAGACAUGGAAGCCAAACAGCACCCGAUAAAGAGCAUCAAAAGCUACCCGGAAACCGGCGGCCGGAGCCUGGCAGCGGCCGCCGGAGGAGACGGUGGGUAUAAAGCCGGCUCGGCUGAAAUGGAGAUGGAGGCGAAUAUCAAGAAAGCCAUCGACUUCAAGGUGGAGGGUCACCGCUGCUACAAAGAGAAGAAGUUUCGGGAAGCAAUCGGCAAGUAUCACCGGGCGCUGCUGCAACUCAAAGGGGUGCAUGUUGUCGACGGGACGACGGGCUCCGAGGUCAACCUACUGAACCAACCCUCGACCAAGCUGACCGAGGAACAGCGGAGAGCCGUGGAGAGCACCGAGAUCGAGUGCUACGACAGCCUGACAGCGUGUCUGUUGCAGUCAGAGCUGGUAAACUACGAGAGGGUGAAGGAGUACUGUCUGAAGGUGCUGAGCCACCAGAGAGACCACUUCAAGGCCAUGUACCGAGCCGGCAUCGCCUUCUAUCACCUGGGCGACUACGAAUGUGCUCUACGCUACCUGCGUGACGCCAAGAACCGCGAACCCACAGACACCAACGUGCUGCGGUACAUCCAGCUGACAGAGAUGAAGAUAAGCAAGAGCGGUCAGCGGGAACGAGAGAGCGGCAAAGAGACCCAGGGCUGACCCUCGACCUUUUCACCCUCCUAAACCUUUCAACUUUUAACCCCACAUCGAUCCUCCCUCUCUCCUCCUCUAUCGACUCCUGACAGCAGCACAGCCCACAGACAGAAGAGACAGACCCAAUCACCCGCCAGCGAAAAAACGGGAGACGUGUCAAGCUCUGUCUGCAACCCAACCUCCUUAUCCUUCUCUUCCCUCUUCUUCUCCCUCUUUUCUCCCCUGCUGUGUUUCCUCUCCCUAGAUGCAGACAGUCAAGCAAACACAAACAAGACAACAAGAAAUGCUGUAUUAUACUCAAAUGAAAUCGUGGUGGAAUGAAAAAGGAUCUUCAAAACAUACUUAUGAAUAAUGGACAUUUGCUUGAUUUAGUAAAUGUUUUAAAGACAUAAAAUGCAUUUUGUUUCUGCUCUCUUGCUCUCUCUUUUUCUAUCUGCAUUCUCUCUCUCUCUCUCUCUCUCUCUCUCUCUCUCUCUCCGUCUUAUUUCGAAUUCUUGAGGAAAAUAUCGGGGUUGGGAAGCUCGACCACACCGGGAGGAGGGCAGGACUGUGUGUGGACAUAAGCGGUGGAUAGUGAGGGGUGUGUGUGACACAUAUCAAGACCAUAACCCAAUAUGAUUGUACAUCCUACCCCAGUAGGGCGCACUCGGGCCCCUUACGCAGACUAUGAGACAGACUAGCCCGGGAAAUCUUUCAUCAAGUAAAGAAAACGCCUGCCUUUGUGCUUAAUCUAUCGCUCUACUGUCUUACUUUUCUUUCCUGGAUGCCAUGUAUCUCAGUUUCUGGACUGUUUUUUUUAAUUCAAGGGCUAAUUCAAGUGUUUGUAAACCGUUACUAGGGUUUUUAAUUUGCUUUGGGCGUUCAUCAUAUUCGUAGUAAUUCAUCGGUUGUUAACUGCAUCUGUGUCUCCAGCAGUUCCUGCUGUCAUCAGGUGUGCUAUUGUGGAAACUGGUGUGUCUUGAAUCUGUUGUCCAAAGCCCCUUCUGGGCCGUGUGUUGUCAUAGAGACUGUCGAAAGCCCCACCCUCCCCCUCCCUCCCCUCCCUGUUCUCCCGUUAAUGAUGUCACAAUGGAAAAUAGCCAAUGGGAUCGGAGUUCCAUCAACCGCCGUUGGCUAGAUGGAAAUCCACUUUAAAGUUUCACAGAGAGAAACACUUUAAAGUUUCUAAACGGAGGUCCAACCUUUUAUCGCUAAUGCUGAAGCUUCGCAGACAGCGAUAACACGCCGAGGAGACUCUGGGCAGCAUUAGUGCAGGGAAAACAAUCACAGACAUACUGUCCUGACAGUCCAGAUUGCCAUCUUGGAGCACUCAGAUUUAAGGCACUUCAACAAGAGUGUCGCCAUUUGAGAUUUCCUCCUUUAGUUUGCUGAUAGAUAAAACAUCUGUGUUUGAAAAUGGUUCCAAACACAGAGCUGUAAGGACAGAGAACACACAGCAUUAGCAUUAGACAACACUAAUGGAUAUGUGUGUGGAUAUCCAUGGCUAGCUGUCAAAAGACACAUAAAUAAUUUGCUUCUCUUGUGACUUGUAAAGCUGAAUCAUUGAUAAUGCAAAUAUUGCUUUUGUGAUAGCCUUACCACACGUUUAAAUCUGCCUGCGCUGUUCUGCAGAAAGUGGGAUUGAUGAUUUGUGAAAGCAUGACCUGAAUUUCCCUUCUCUCUGAUGCCAUGAAACUCAGUUUCCUCUUUCCCGUGUGCAAGCCCACCUCCUGCAUGUAACGUGUGGCUCCAGAGAGUUACUUCAGAUGUUUGGGAUAAGGAAUAUGUCUGCUCUAUUGCUUUCUGUCAUGGCAUGCUGCCACACUGUUCUCCCAUACCUCUAUUUUAUCCGCCCUGCCCUUUUUAAACGCUGAAGGUGGCGACAGACUGUGAUCACAGCAGUAGAAUAGGUAUCAAAAAAAUCUUGAAAGAAAACAGGUCUUUAAUAAAUCAGGGUCACCUUCUGCCUCGGCAAAGGUGAGAGAUAAGGGAUAAUUCCGCCGCUUAAGAUAGUCAAAAAGGAAAUCAAAUCAAAGAAAGAUGCUGUAAAAGAUUUCCCCUCCCUAUUUUUUCAGUGACCUGCUGGAGGUAAAUAGGGAUCUAAGUGUGUCAUUGGGACUCUGGAGAGACGGCACCAUGCGUUGAGGGGACCAGCAUGAUACAGAGAGGCUCCAGUGGAGGGACAAGUAGGCCAUAGUCAGCUGCAGUAAAGCGGCUGAAGCUCCAAGUCACUCCUGCAGUAGAGACACAGCAUUACAAAAAGUUCAGAGCUGGGAGAUUUAUCAUCAUACAUGAAAUGGCUGAAAGUAUGUGGGCACCUGAGUGUUAAACCCAUAUAUGAUUACUGAACAUCUCAAAACAAACUUGCUGCUGCUAUAACAAUCUCCGCUGUUCUGAGUCACAAUAAAGUGCAGUAAUUUCACACUCUGAUUUCGGACACUCAAAUUAAAUGGUAGACAGUAAAUAUAGUGCCCUAUAUAAAGUGAUUUAAGACUUAACAGGUGUUACUUUAAAGUUGCAUUAAGAUUAGGCCCAAACCAAAAGAACAUUAAAGUGUGGAGCCAGGGGUGUCCACUUAGUUUUAUUAGCCAUAUAGUGUACAUGAUAGGAGAUAUAUCUCAAUAUAAUUAAAUAACUAUUGAUGGCUGUGUUGCAGGAAUAAUGUUUUCUUAAAGGAAAAGUCUGACAUUUUGGGAAAUAUGCUAAUAUGAAGCUACAGCCAGCAGCAGGUUAGCUUAGCUUAGCACAAAGACUGGAAACAGGGGAAAACAGCUAGCCUGGCUCUGUCCAAAGGUAACAAAAUCCACCUACCAGCACCUCCAAAGCUCACUAAUCAACACGUUAGAUUUUGUUUAUGUAAUCUGUACUAAAACGGACGGAAAGUGAAUAAACAUAUUUCCCAAAAUACAACUCCUUUAAGUUAUCUUACUGAAAUAAAUUGGAUUGUUACUCAUUUCUCAGAGAACACAUCACCGGUGAAUAGCACUACUUAUCAUACAUACAGUAAAUAAAAAAACAUCACAUUCUCAACAACACUGAGUCCAAAAAAAAUGGAUCUCCAAGCUCUUGGGUUGAGGCUCUGGUAUCUCAGAGGAACUAAAACAACAGCAAGAAAUGGCACCUAUACAGGCUCGGUCUCCCUGGCUGCCUGAGCUGAGUCUACUCACCCUCUGGCCCCUCGGGGAUAGGUCUCCUCCCGUGGUCCUCUCUCCAUGGCACCAAUCCACCAUCUUGUUUUUGUCUAGCUGUGCUAAGUCAUUCUAGCUCAACAUGUACUACAACCGUCUAGGGACAACUAGCUGCACGGAAAACAGGCUUAUCUCUAGCUGAUCACGUCUUGAUUAAUGGCAGAGCUGACUCCGGGGCUGUUAUUGUGAGCCUAAUCUGUGCAAAUAGAGAUAGAAACACCUGAUCUCUGCAUCAGUGUAGCUUUGAAAACAAACAACAAAAAGCACAACAAAAAAGAGACGGAAAAAGUCAAACUGGCUGUGUUAUUUUUGCUCUUUUGCUUUGUUGUCAUUUGAGGUCAAUGUUUGUCAAAUGUCAGAGUAGUUUUUUGUGAAUAUAUGAUACAAAUGUACAAAAAAAAAUAACAAAAAUGGAAAGUUUAUGGUUGUGAAGAGCUUUACUUUACUGAAUUACUUUAUGAACAAACAAGAAAAGCAAGAGAUACAAAAGAGAUAUUUACUGAAGCUCCAUCACACAGAGCUGCUUUGUGACGGUGUCUGUAUUUGUUGGUAUUUCUGUUGACGUCCCUUUUCAUCAAGGGAUCCAGAACCGGCUCAGAGUAUGUGCAAAGCCCUUUGACACCCCCGUCUGAAUGCCCUUUUGACGCGACUCUUCUGUCUCUGCACAGUAAGACGAAUAGUAAGAGUGAACUCUGAGAAACUUCUAUCGGAGCGCAGAGCUGCUCCUCACAGACACGGAUCUCCGUCCUGCUUGUUUCUGUGGUGAAGGAGAGGAAAGAAAGGGACAUGAAGCUGGGGAAGUCAAGGCUAUGACUGUGUCUUUGUCCCGCCUCGCUCCAAAGAGGCGUUUUUCCAUGCGACAUCCAAACAUCACAGGCUUCCAUCACUGGUUUUACUGAACUGCUAGCCCGGGAAUGCACUAUUGAUUGGUUAUGAAUAAAGUUUCAAACAAAGAGGAA